AAAAAUUAACCAUGAGAUCGAUGAUAUCAGUAAUAGAAUGAGUCUUAGAAGCUUCCAAUGAAAAGAAUAUUGAUAAUCAGGCGUGAUGGCCGAUGUAAAAGCUGAGCGGCAUGCGGCAAGUCCAAGGAGAAGCCGAAGCGGCAUUACCUCUGCGGGUACCACCGUAAGAAACGAAGAGAAGGGUUCCCCCGACGAACACGCGAGAGCGAGAGUACCCCGGGGCUGUAUUAUUGUAUCAUUCGUUAUUGUUGGGGUUGGCUUGUUUAGGUUUCGUCGGAGAAGGAUUUUUUUCUAAGCAAUUGGAAGUGGACCCUGCAUUAAUCAAGGCGCUCUUUUACGAGUAUCUCCUUGGAGGCCAUGGAGCAGUUCUGUAAUUAAUUUGAUAGACUACAGUGUAAUACGGAGUACCAUAUGCGUACUUGGUAAGAAGAGGGAGUACGUAUGUACAAAGAAUCAAUGC
Molecule: messenger RNA, 460 nt
Organism: Aaosphaeria arxii CBS 175.79
Lineage: Eukaryota; Fungi; Ascomycota; Dothideomycetes; Pleosporales
Exons: 1
Coding region: 86-295 (69 amino acids)
Source: RefSeq, a predicted model, not a curated record